CGAUCCUUCCUUGGGAAAGGCGAGGGGAAGGAACCUGGCCCUGCCCGGAGGGCUGUACACCCUCCAGCUCCAGGGCAGAUGCCUUGCCGGCCCAGCCGCUGGAGGAGCCCGACUGGGACCGGCCGGGUUAGAUGUGGAGCCACAGCCUGCGCCUUGUUCUUCCAGCUGCCGGAGGAGCCCGCCUAGGACAGGCUGGCUUGGUAGCAUAGCCCCCGCCUGCCAGACAAGCCAGCUUUGGACAGGCUGGUUUAGAUGCAGCCCCCUAUGCCUUGCCUCUCUAGGUGCCAGAGGAGCCUGCCUAGGACAGGCUGGCUUAGAUGUAGCUCUGUGCAUCCAUCCUGCCAGACUAGUCCUCCUGGGACAGGCUACUUUGGCUUGGUUUGAUUUAGUUGAGUUGAGUGAGUGUUUGCUGUUUGUUUGGUUUUUUUUCUUUGGCCUUCCAACCAUUUGCCAGCUUUUAGUUGUCAUGAUGGUUUAGAUAGGCUGGCUUGGUUGAGUAGGUUUUUUGGGUUUGUGGGUUUUUUCAUUUUGUUGUGUUUUGUUUCUUGGACUUCUAACCGGUUGCCAGCUCUCGGGCAUCACAAGCAAGCACUCUGUCUCAGCCCCUGCUGGGAAGCUGUGGGCCCCAGUUCAGCAGAAUUCGUUAAUCAGUGCCCAAGCCUGUUGACCCUGUUCAGGUUCACCCACUUGCAGCCGUGCGGGGGUGUGGAGAGAAGGCGUGUGGCAAGGGCAAGGAGCAGUUGUGGGUGGGUUGGAUUGAGUGGGGGUUGAAGUAGCCAGGCCCAAUGCCAGUGUGUGGUGAGUUGGGGGUGGGAUAAGCAGCCAGGCCCAACAGCAUCCUGCUGUUGUUCUCUGUCUCUGAAAAGACACACCAGCUUUCAUCCAUGCAGGAAAAAACGCUCUUUUAACCCUUUCAAGAGCACUGAAAGGAUGAGUGAUUUUGGAAUUAAGAACAUGGAUCAGGUAGCUCCUGUGUCUAACCUCUACAGAGGAAUCCUCAAGCGUCAGCCAGCAUUUGACACCUUUGAUGGAGCAAAUUCUUUAUUUGCUGGAUAUUUUCCCACAUUAAAUGAAGAUCAGACGCUUCAAGAAGUGCCAACAGGCUUUGAUUCAACUUCUUAUGAGUCAAACAACUGUGAAUUGCCACUCUUGACCCCAUGCAGUAAGGCUGUGAUGAGUCAGGCCUUAAAAGAUACUUUUAAUGGUUUCACCAAAGAACGGUGUCGCCUGGGUAUUCCAAAUAACCCUUGGCUGUGGACUGAAAACCAAGUUUGUCAGUGGCUCUUAUGGGCUACCAAUGAGUUUACUUUGUCCAAUGUAAACUUUCAUCAGUUCCUCAUGAAUGGCCAAAACUUGUGCAGCCUGGGCAAGGAACAUUUCCUGGAGCUGGCACCUGAUUAUGUGGGAGACAUUCUGUGGGAACACCUGGAACAGAUGAUAAAAGACAGCCAAGAAAAGACACAAGAUCAGUAUGUUGAAUCUUCUCAUCUCACCUCUGCCCCUCACUGGGUCAACAACAACUCAUUAAGUGUUAAUGCGGAACAGAACCCAUAUGGUAUGCUGCUACCUAGCUACCCCAAAACCCUCAGUUACUCCAAACCCGAUCUCCUGAAUGAUGUGUGUCAGACUUCUGCAAGACCAAACCUCCUCAACCCAGAUCAAGAAUUUCCAAUAUUCCCCAAAACUCAACUAGAACCAGUUGGUGUGAACUACUGCUCCAUGAACCAGGAUUUCUCAAGAAAUCUGAAUUUGCUGAUAGAUAAUUCUGGUAAGCUUAGAGAGCAUGAAUCAAGUGACAGUGGCACAGAAAGCUAUGAAAGCUCAGAUUCCUUGCUUCAGUCCUGGAACAGCCAGUCAUCUUUAGUGGACUUACAACGUGUUCCAUCCUAUGAAAGUUUUGAAGACGACUGUAACCAGUCUCUGUGUCUGAACAAACCUACAAUGUCUUUCAAAGACUACAUUCAAGAAAGAAGUGAUCCCGUAGAGCAAGGGAAACCAGUUAUACCUGCAGCAAUUCUAGCUGGCUUUACAGGCAGUGGACCUAUACAACUAUGGCAAUUCCUUCUGGAGUUACUGACUGACAAGUCCUGUCAGUCAUUUAUUAGCUGGACCGGAGAUGGAUGGGAGUUUAAACUUGCUGACCCAGAUGAGGUGGCACGACGGUGGGGAAGAAGGAAAAACAAGCCAAAAAUGAACUAUGAGAAGCUGAGCCGAGGCUUACGCUACUAUUAUGACAAGAAUAUCAUCCACAAGACUUCAGGGAAACGUUAUGUAUAUCGCUUUGUAUGCGACCUACAGAACUUGCUGGGGUACACAGCAGAGGAGCUGCAUGCCAUGCUAGGAGUGCAGCCAGACACAGAAGACUGAGCACAGCAAUCUCAAAAACUGGCAGAGAUCACGUGUUCAAACUGUGACAGGGAACCAUCUGCAGGCAGCUUUUUUGACUGUUCAGAUUGGUGCAACUGUUAAGAAAUAAGGGCCUUAAAGAAACAAUGUUGUAACCAGGGAAAGUUGAAGGAAGAAGUGGCCUUAUUUCAUCAGAUGCAAUGGCUUCAUAAAUUGCUGCAUCAGUCCCUUGAGCAGAACAGAAGUCAGCACGGGGCCAGACUCCAGCCUGAAGACAAAGAAAGGCUCUAGGAUUAAAUGUUUUUUUUUUUUUUUUUUUUUUUUUUUUUUUUUUUUUUGGCUGUGUGCACUGCCAUAUUCAUCUGGGUGGUUUUUAAAACCAAAGCUUGGAUGAGAGACCAGGGAUGCAUCAGAAUUCUAGCUCAAAACUUAAAUUAUCACUAUAGCUUACAUUGUAUAUUAUGAUCCAUUUAAAAAAAAAAAACACUAUUUAUUUAAAAUGGGCAGUGAGAAGAAUCUGUAAUCUCUUCUAAAGUACAUCUUUGUUAUACAUGAGCAUACUGCACAUGUACAGAAAGGCGUCAGAACCAGGUAUAACAGUUGUAAAGUUCUCUCGGCAGAGGGGAAGGAAAUCUCACCAUUUCAACAGUCAAUUUGUGUAUACUGCGAUUUUAUUUUAUUUUAUUUUCCUUUUUGAAAUUCUGUAAUGUUCCUAUUUAACAGAUAUUGUAUAUUGUAAUUUAAACUAAUUGUAUGUGUGUGUCUUUAGGGGGGGGGGUUGUUUUUUUUUGUUUUUUGUUUUUAAAUAGGAAGAAAGUAAACAUAAAUGUUUGUUUCAUGUUUGAAUAGGACAUACAACCUUCUACAAAUAUUUAAUCUGCCUGAGGGACAUUAUAAAAUGCUAGGAAUAUGCACAUGCUGUUGUAUAUGCUGGUAGUAUAAAAGUCAUACAGAGGGUUUCAUUCAACAUUUUGCCAUGAAUGUAGCUGGCCAAUUCUUUACACAUUUUGGCAUCUUUACAAGAAACUUGGACAUAAAGGGCCUGUUUUGUGGUUUCUCCUCUACCUGAAAGUGAAAAUAUUAAUGUGGAUAAAUGUCAUUUUUCUUUGAUAAAUGGCAUAUGUUUUGAACUUCUAUGCAUGUCCUUUUAAAACAAUUUGUAUACAAGCAAAUUUUUUUCAGUUGAUUUGUUUUUUUCUUUACUUUUUUUUUUUGUGUUCCAGUUUAUCCUGUAUAAUUAAAAUAUGAAUUCUAUUUUUGGAAAUAUUUGUGACUCCUUUUCAGAGAUCAGGAGGAAUUUAUGUAGCAGCUAUUUUUACUGCAAAAACGAUUCACUGGAAAAAUGUAAUUUGUAAGAAAGCUUUUAUUUUUUAUCUGAGCUUGAUGUACAUUUAAAUGUGGUGUACAUUGUGAGAGGUUUAAAAAAAAUCAAAUGUUUAUUAAAACCUCUUGGGGAAAGAAA
Molecule: messenger RNA, 3808 nt
Organism: Alligator sinensis (Chinese alligator)
Lineage: Eukaryota; Metazoa; Chordata; Crocodylia; Alligatoridae
Gene: ETS2
Product: ETS proto-oncogene 2, transcription factor
Exons: 11
Coding region: 931-2367 (478 amino acids)
Biological process (GO): cell differentiation; regulation of transcription by RNA polymerase II
Cellular component (GO): nucleus
Molecular function (GO): DNA-binding transcription factor activity, RNA polymerase II-specific; sequence-specific DNA binding
Source: RefSeq, a predicted model, not a curated record